Aspergillus ruber CBS 135680 is the source of this 2073-nucleotide messenger RNA. Its product is annotated as tyrosine--tRNA ligase MSY1. The transcript has 5 exons. Bases 75 to 1898 code for a protein of 607 amino acids. Gene Ontology annotation, cellular component: mitochondrion; cytosol. Gene Ontology annotation, biological process: tyrosyl-tRNA aminoacylation. Gene Ontology annotation, molecular function: RNA binding; ATP binding; tyrosine-tRNA ligase activity. The record is from RefSeq and is a predicted model, not a curated record. Lineage: Eukaryota; Fungi; Ascomycota; Eurotiomycetes; Eurotiales; Aspergillaceae.
GGCUUACUUGAUUCUCGUCAAUUACGUUCGUUAGGCCGGAUAUUUGGUGGAAUACACUUUUCCUUUCAAGUGUCAUGAAACCACAAAUAUCAUCUCUGUCUUCUGCGGCACGGCUUUCCGCUCGGCCUCUCAACAUUCCUCUAUCCCACCGCGGAGUUCGCCAUUAUGCGCAGAUAGCGUCGGUACGGGCAAGGCCCUCAUUAUCCCAAUCGACUUGUCCAGUGUUGUUCCAGGAUGGACGCCCAAUGCAAAGAAGGUGGAUUACAGAGGCUUAUAUCCAGCGAAUGAAAGAUGCUGAGAAGCAAUGGAAAGAAUGGGCGGGGGAGAUCAAGGCCGGGGAGAGACUCAGUUUUGUGCAGCAUCUGGAGCAGAGAGAACUACUGCAUGAUGUCGUCGGGGAACGCGAUCUUCUACACAAAGUCUUCACCGAGAAGCGAGUCGGCCUCUACGCCGGUAUAGAUCCAACCGCUCCUUCGUUACAUAUUGGGCAUAUGUUACCGUUCAUGGUUCUAGCGUGGGCCUACGUCUGGGGCUUACCCGCGGUGUUUCUACUUGGCGGUGCCACAUCUCGAGUCGGUGAUCCGACGGGCAGAUUGCAAGGGAGGGAGCAAGUGCAAUCCUCUAUACGGAAGGCAAACAUGGCAGCCAUGCACAUGCAACUGAAGAAGCUAGGUGCGAGCAUUGAGAGAUAUGGUCAAAGACACGGGUACGAGACCCAACGGAUCUGGAGGCGAUCACUGGUGAACAACAACGUAUGGUGGAAUAAAACAUCGUUCAUUGAGUUGCUACGGGACUUGGGCGCUUUCAUGCGGCUUGGCCCUAUGCUGGGCAGAGACACAGUCAAAACUAGACUAACGAAAGGCGACGGUAUGUCUUUUGCUGAAUUCUCAUACCCUCUUAUGCAAGCAUGGGAUUGGUGGGUUUUGUUUAGAAAGGGUGUCCAGGUCCAGGUGGGAGGCACCGAUCAGUACGGUAAUAUCCUCUUUGGUAUGGAAGCGGUCAAGUCGAUCAGCAGGAAUACGGCAAACGAGCAGGACCGGAACAGUCUUGAAAAGGACGUGGACAGACCAAUCGGUUUGACCACGCCAUUACUGACUACUUCGUCUGGCGAGAAACUUGGAAAAUCCGCUGGCAAUGCAGUUUGGCUUGAUAAGGACAUGACGUCCACCUUUGAACUAUAUCAGUUCUUCGUACGAAUUCCUGAUGACGUCGUUGAACGUUAUUUGAAAAUGUUCACGUUCCUACCCUUACCAGAGAUCGCCAAGAUCAUGGAGCAACAGAAGAAUGACCCAUCAAAGCGUGUUGCACAACAUGCUCUGGCUUUCGAGUUUGUGGAGCUCAUCCACGGAAAACAAGAGGCAGAAGCCGUAUCCGUACAACAUCGUCAGCUAUUCCGCCCACGGGUGUCGACAGCUGAACCGACUCCUCUGGCCCAAGCUGGGAGACAACCACCAGCCGGCCAUUUCAGAUCCCCCACAGCGAGUUUUGUCAACCCCCAGGCUGGGAACCAGUACGCCCCCCAAACUAAUUUCUCGAACAUGCCGUCUGUAAAUGUCACUCUUCCGCGGUCCCUUGUCUACGACCAACCUUUCAACCGGGUCUUGUGGCAUGCGGGAUUGGUGUCGUCAAAGAGCGAAGGCCACCGCAUUAUUAAGAAUGCGGGAGCAUAUGUGGGAUCCCGCCCAGGCGAGAGCGGGCCCAUGUCGGAUGAAUUAUCAUUCACGCCCAUCAAGCCAUGGACGGCUAACAAAACAGCAGAAUUCAUUCAUGGUGAAUCUCUGUUGAUCUUGAAGCUGGGCAAGUGGAAAUUCAAGCUGGUCAACAUCAUCAGUGACGCAGAAUUUAGAGAACGCGGGCUUACUGCGCCUGGAUGGGAAUCACAACAGGAUGAAAACUGACCAGAAGGAAUCUAAACAAGAACAUGAUACUCUACUUUCUCUUAUGACUUUGUGUAUUUAUAGACUUUGCACAUAUCCGAAUGCAUGUACCAUAGCAUAGUGGCGUAUCUCUGCUCUUUUCAUUGUGUCUUUUUAUUUCUUGACCUGUCUCUGUAUUGUACGGAGUAUAAAUUAA